This is a messenger RNA of Lichtheimia ornata, 1689 nucleotides long. RefSeq lists its product as uncharacterized. Gene Ontology annotation, molecular function: transmembrane transporter activity. Lineage: Eukaryota; Fungi; Mucoromycota; Mucoromycetes; Mucorales; Lichtheimiaceae. The transcript is spliced from 13 exons. Bases 1 to 1689 code for a protein of 562 amino acids. Gene Ontology annotation, biological process: transmembrane transport. The record is from RefSeq and is a predicted model, not a curated record.
AUGUCUGGCACCACGGCAAAUAACCAUCUGGACCACAGAUACGAUAUACAAGAGAAAGACGAGGGCACAAUCGACAACAGCAAACUUGAAAGCGAUAUUUCAAGUGACUUUGAUGAUAGUCAGCAUGACCUUAUUACCAUGUCAAAAGAAGUGAACAGCCAUUCCCGAGGUCGGACAUGGUUGAUCGUUAUCGGUCUUCAGCUGGCAAUGGUCUUGGUUUCCAUUGACAACACGGUGCUUACAACGGCGAUGCCAAAGAUCAUAUCCGAUUUGCAAAGUAUGGCCCUUUAUUCUUGGGCAGUCACCAGCUACAUCGCGACAUCAAAUGCUUUCCAACCUAUAUUUUCCAAGCUCUCUGAUAUCUUUGGUCGCAAGUAUAUCAUCAAUUUCGGGAUUGCCAUGUUUUUCAUCGGAUCCUUACUAUGCGGCUUUGCAAAGUCCAUGGCUUGGCUCAUUGUAGCUCGAGCCAUUCAAGGUAUCGGAGCCGGCGCGGUAUACAUCAUUGUCGCCGAUAUUGCACCAUUACAUAAGCGGCCCCUUUAUCAAGGAGCUAUACAAAUGUGUGCCACUGCCGGGUCAAUUUGUGGCCCAUUCAUUGGGGGUUCCUUGACCGAUUACAUCAAUUGGCAUGCCAUCUUUUUCAUAAACAUCCCUCUUUGCAUUAUCAUCUUCUCCUUGAUUUCAACCUUCAUGCAUAUACCAAUUGAGAAGCAUGAUUGGAGGAAAAAGUUGUUACUCAUUGAUUAUUUCGGCAGUAUCCUUAUUCUUUGUUCGUCGAUUGCGUUCACCCUAGCUUUAGCCUUGGGGAGCCAAGAUCAUGGAUGGGGAAAGCCUAUUGUCAUUGUCCUUUUCGUCAUGACAGGCAUCUUUUUGGCUCUACUGUGGUUUGUGGAAUGCAAGGUAGCGGUUGAGCCUAUUUUACCUCCAAGGAUAUUCACGCAAGGCCGAACCAUGUUAUGCAUUAUCGUGAUUCAAUUCAUCUUUGGUGGCGGUGUGGGAUCGUUUGCCUAUUACAUGCCGCUGUUUUUCCAAGUGGUGCGUGACAGCUCUGCCAUGAUGUCUGGUUUACCAUUGAUACCAAUGCAACUUGCCGCUAUCGCCACCACACUCAUCGUAGGAUGGCUUGUAUCACGAACAAGGCUCAAUAAAGCACCACUCCUUGUUGGGACCUUGCUAUUUACUACCCUCUAUGGUCUUGUCCAACUCUUUGAUGCCGAUACCCCUUGGUCACAGGUAUAUGGAACCAUUUUCGUCGGAGGUGUUGGAAAUGGAUGCAUCUCCGGAUUAGCAAUUGUCACAGGGCAAUCUGCUUUAAAGGAUCAAAAAGAUACAGCUGUGGCUACAGGUUUGCUAUCGUAUGUAACCAUGAUGGGAGUAGGUGUAAGCGUCCCAGCAGGAUCGGCUUUGCUCAAUGCCAUGCUCAUACAAAAGCUUCCUGAAUUCGUACCCAUGGAUUAUGUAACACGUAUUUAUAAUUCACCCGAGUACAUUCACCAUGGUUUACCGCCACGCUAUGUGGAAGGUGCUAUCAAAGCCUAUGUCAACGCAUUCCGUGCACUAUGGGGCAUGAUGAUGGGGGUUGCUGCUAUCACCGUUGUUAGCGCGCUUCUCAUUAAACAAUGGUCGUUGCCUACCAACAACGUUGAAGAGCCCAAAGUCGAUGUAGAAAAAGUCCAACAAGAGCUAUAA